AUGACGGCAUCUGGGGAUUGGGAUGUACAAGUCCUCCGAGAAUUUUUCGAGACAGAGGAUAUCCAUAGAAUUUUAGCAACUCCGGCGAAUAAACAUUUCAAAGAUUCUUGGAGAUGGCUAGGUGAUAUACGCGGCAUCUACUCUGUGAAACAGGGUUAUCAGUUGUUAACAAGUGGUGAGGCGAAUGCGUCUUACACUGGCCCUUUUUCUGCUUGGAGUAAGUUGUGGUCUCUCCCGGUUCCCCCUCGAACCAAACACUUACUGUGGCGGUGCGCGCGUGACAUCCUCCCGGUCCGCGAAAACUUGAAACUAAAGCAUGUGUGGAUUGGAGGUGGUUGCCCUUUAUGUUCAGCUCCUUAUGAAUCUAGUAGCCAUCUGUUUGGUGAAUGCUGGUAUGCUAAAGAUCUUUGGUGUCAAACUGACAUCCUACAGGGACUUUCUAUACAACAUGUUAUGCAGUCUAUUCUGAGCUUGUCGAGUACGACCAAAGCUGUGGAAAUGGCGGCUGUUUUUUAUGUCAUUUGGACAACGAGAAACAACCUUGUGUGGCAGAAUACCGCACCGUCCAUCGUGCGUAUGCGUAACCACGUUUCCCAUUUGCAGAAUCUCUGGGCGGAAGCUUACAGCAAACAACCGAGGGGCCUGACGCAAGCUGAUACAGAAGUGGCCUGGGAGCCUCCGAAUAGUGGCAAGCUAAAGUGCAACGUCGAUGCGGCUCUUUUCACGUCCGGGGCGGGUUUUGGAGCGGUGGUACGCGAUCACAUGGGUAGAUUCGUGGCAGCUCGAGGAGGUCGUUUUGAUGGCAUUCAAGAUCCGUUCAUGGCUGAAACCAUUGCAGUUCGGGAAGCUUUAUCUUGGUUAAAGACCCUUCAUCACCGGAGUUUUAUUAUCGAGUCUGAUUGUCUUAAUUUUUGUAACGCUUUCAAUUCAUGUUUUUCUGAAUUUUCGUAUGUUGGUACUAUUAUUGCGCAAUGCCGUGUACUUGCUAGUGAUAUUGGGGACGUUACCGUCUGUCAUAUUAGGAGAUCAUCGAACCAUGUAGCUCAUGCUUUAGCUCGGGCGACUGGCUCUAUGUCUGGCUCUCAGGUGUGGGAGAAUAUCCCACCUGCUUGUAUUUCUAAACUUUUUCAUCAUUAA
Ipomoea nil (Japanese morning glory) is the source of this 1137-nucleotide messenger RNA. RefSeq lists its product as uncharacterized. Lineage: Eukaryota; Viridiplantae; Streptophyta; Magnoliopsida; Solanales; Convolvulaceae. The record is from RefSeq and is a predicted model, not a curated record. The transcript has a single exon. Bases 1 to 1137 code for a protein of 378 amino acids. Gene Ontology annotation, molecular function: nucleic acid binding; RNA-DNA hybrid ribonuclease activity.